UUGUUACUCCUGCACUGUAACACUCACCACUUCCUGUCUCUGUUCAUGUUUCAGGCGGGAAGGAAAGACAGGAGUGAUGCUCUGAACACCGCCAUCGACAGGAUGACGAAGAAGACCAGAGACCUGCGCAGACAGCUGCGUAAAGCUGUGAUGGACCACGUCUCCGACUCCUUCCUGGAGACCAAUGUCCCCCUCCUCGUCCUGAUUGAAGCUGCCAAGAAUGGCAACGAGAAGGAAGUAAAGGAAUACGCACAGGUGUUCCGUGAGCACGCCAACAAGUUGAUCGAGGUGGCCAACCUGGCAUGUUCCAUUUCCAACAAUGAGGAGGGAGUGAAACUGGUCCGCAUGGCAGCGUCUCAGUUGGAAACUCUGUGCCCCCAGGUGAUUAAUGCCGCACUGGCCCUGGCUGCCAAACCCAACAGUAAGGUGGCCCAGGACAACAUGGAUUUGUUCAAGGAUCAGUGGGAGAAGCAGGUCCGCGUCCUCACUGAUGCUGUUGAUGACAUAACAUCAAUUGAUGACUUCCUUUGUGUGUCUGAGAACCAUAUUCUGGAGGAUGUGAAUAAGUGCGUCAUCGCUCUGCAAGAGAAGGACGUGGAUGGUUUGGAUCGCACUGCUGGAGCCAUCCGAGGCCGUGCUGCCAGAGUUGUCCAUGUGGUGACAUCUGAAAUGGACAACUAUGAGCCUGGUGUCUACACGGAGAAGGUGUUGGAGGCCACUAAGCUCCUCACCAACACAGUCAUGCCUCGGUUCACAGAGCAGGUGGAGUCUGCAGUUGAGGCAUUGAGCGCAAAUCCCUCACAACCUGUGGAUGAGAAUGAGUUUAUUGAUGCAUCACGUCUGGUGUACGAUGGCAUUCGCGACAUACGCAAGGCCGUCCUAAUGAUUAGGACUCCAGAGGAACUGGAUGACUCCGACUUUGAGACGGAUGAAUUUGAUGUACGCAGCAGGACGAGCACACAGACGGAGGACGACCAGCUUAUCGCCGGCCAAAGUGCACGUGCUAUCAUGGCCCAGUUGCCCCAGGAGCAGAAGGCGAAGAUUGCAGAACAGGUGGCUAGCUUCCAGGAGGAGAAGAGCAAGCUGGAUGCGGAGGUGUCCAAGUGGGACGACAGCGGCAAUGACAUCAUCGUGUUGGCUAAACAGAUGUGCAUGAUCAUGAUGGAGAUGACAGACUUCACUAGGGGUAAAGGGCCACUGAAGAAUACAUCUGAUGUUAUCAGCGCUGCCAAGAAAAUUGCGGAGGCAGGGUCCAGGAUGGACAAGCUGGGCCGCACCAUUGCUGACAACUGCCCCGACUCCACCUGUAAGCAGGACCUGCUCGCCUACCUGCAGCGCAUCGCCCUGUACUGCCACCAGCUCAACAUCUGCAGCAAAGUCAAGGCUGAAGUUCAGAACCUGGGAGGAGAGCUGGUGGUCUCUGGGCUGGACAGCGCCAUGUCUCUCAUUCAGGCCGCAAAGAACCUGAUGAACGCCGUGGUGUCCACGGUGAAGGCCUCCUAUGUCGCCUCCACCAAGUACCAAAAGAACAAAGGCAUGGAGGCUCUGAACAUGCCGGCCGUGUCCUGGAGGAUGAAAGCUCCCGAGAAGAAGCCCCUGGUGAAGAGGGAGAAGCAGGACGACGGGCAGGCCAGGGUCAAGAGAUCCUCCCACAAGAAGCAAGUGAACCCCGUGCAGGCGCUGAGCGAGUUCAAAGCCAUGGAUAGCAUCUAA
Menidia menidia (Atlantic silverside) is the source of this 1713-nucleotide messenger RNA. The record is from the annotation of a GenBank genome assembly. Lineage: Eukaryota; Metazoa; Chordata; Actinopteri; Atheriniformes; Atherinopsidae.